Messenger RNA from Drosophila simulans, 414 nucleotides. RefSeq names its product male-specific sperm protein Mst84Db. The record is from RefSeq and is a predicted model, not a curated record. Lineage: Eukaryota; Metazoa; Arthropoda; Insecta; Diptera; Drosophilidae. The transcript has a single exon. Bases 1 to 186 code for a protein of 61 amino acids.
AUGGUUCUGAUGCUUUGCUGCAGCUUCGAUCCCUUCUACGUUGGACCCUGCCCACCCGGCUGCCUGGCUCCCUUGAUGGGAGGAACUCCCUAUUGCGGAUGUGGUCCCUGUGGAGGUUGCUGUAGUCCUUGCUGUGGUCCUUGUGGUCCUUGUGGUGGAUGCAGCUCGUGUCCUUGCGGUUGGUGAAGCGCCCACUGAAGAUUAUGGACUUCAACCGCUAUCAUAGGCAUUGAUACGGCAGCAAGCGGUAACAAGCCAAUUUAAAGAUCAAGCUUCUGAAAAACUGCUGGAGGAAUAUGUUGCUGUUCGAAUUCCAUUUUGCCUUGGCCGGGGCUAAACCAACUAAGCUCCUCUCGUUUACAUAAAGAAUUUUUAUUAAGAGCUGUUCAAUAAUAAAAUGAAUUAAAGUACAAA